This is a messenger RNA of Oryzias latipes (Japanese medaka), 2998 nucleotides long. RefSeq names its product 5-hydroxytryptamine (serotonin) receptor 1Fa (gene htr1fa). Gene Ontology annotation, molecular function: G protein-coupled serotonin receptor activity. NCBI's taxonomy places the organism in Eukaryota, Metazoa, Chordata, Actinopteri, Beloniformes, Adrianichthyidae. The record is from RefSeq and is a predicted model, not a curated record. Gene Ontology annotation, cellular component: plasma membrane. Gene Ontology annotation, biological process: adenylate cyclase-activating adrenergic receptor signaling pathway; positive regulation of MAPK cascade.
CUGAACGGGUGUCGGCGUGAACGACGGUGAGCUGUGAACGGACAUACCCGUGGAAUGUAAAAUCUAAUUAAACGCGCCUGCUUCCUUUGGCCUCGUGCGUCGAAGCGACAGGUGGUUGCUGAGUGAUAGAAAAUCUGUGAUGGCAGAUCUGGCAGGCAACUCAAGUCUGAGCAGACGGUCUACUGCACUCUGAACCAAUUGGAUGCCACAGUACCACUGAGUUUGGACAGGAUGGAUUUCCCCAACUGGACAGAAUGGGUGUACGCCACAAACAGCAGCUACAACACACUUGACAGUACUAAACUCCCUCCCAGCAAAAUCCUUUUAUCUGUAACCCUUUCUGCUGUGGCCAUCCUAACUACUUUUUUCAACUGCUUGGUGAUAACAGCUAUUGCGGUCACUCGCAAGCUGCAUCACCCAGCCAACUACCUCAUCUGCUCAUUAGCAGUGACUGACCUGCUGGUGGCUGUGUUAGUCAUGCCCUUCAGCAUCAUCUACAUCCAGAAGGAGAGAUGGGUCAUGGGUGAAGUGGUGUGCACCAUCUGGUUAAGUGUGGACAUCACCUGUUGCACGUGCUCCAUCCUUCACCUUGCUGCUAUCGCGAUUGACCGUUACAGGGCCAUCACAGAUGCUGUGGAGUACUCUCGCAAGCGCACAGGGGCCAGAGCUGGUGCCAUGGUGGCAAUAGUUUGGUUCCUAUCCAUCCUCAUCUCCCUUCCUCCGCUCCUGUGGCGGCACUACAGUAAUGAUGCAGAGCACGAAGACCAGUGCAUCAUAAUUCACCAUCACAUGGCCUUUACUCUUUAUUCAACACUUGGAGCUUUUUACAUUCCUCUUUUGCUCAUUCUCAUUCUCUACUACAAAAUAUACAAAGCUGCCCAGACUCUCUACAUGCGCAGGGAGGCUAGCAGAGCUAGCCGCCACUCAUGCAUGACCAACGGGAGCAUGAUCCCUUCAUCGUACCCCACUGGAGAUGGUGAUGUUGACGGUGGCCCGCGAAGUCCUGAGCCCAUUAGUCCACAAGAAAGAUCGUUUUCGGAACUCUCCACCGAGGAGCAUCCUCGCGAAAAAGUACGCAUCUCAAAAAAGGAUUUAAAAAGCAAGUCUCGCAGACAUGAGUCACACAGCGAGUCCCGUCGCAGCCAGUUCUACCAGGGACCCCGGAUUUCAGGCUCACGGGAACGGAAAGCAGCGUCUACUUUGGGAUUGAUCAUAGGUGCCUUCGUCAUCUGUUGGCUGCCAUUUUUUGUCAAGGAAGUCAUCGUCAACACCUGCAGUUCAUGCAACACUUCCAUGGAGAUGGCUGACUUCCUUACAUGGUUGGGCUAUGUUAACUCUUUGAUCAACCCCCUCAUCUACACUAUUUUUAACGAGGACUUCAAAAAAGCUUUCCAAAGACUUGUUAGGUGUAGUCAUUACUACUGAUUAUGACCAACUACUGAGGUAUGCAUGCUCUAACCCACACACCAUCAAACAUACACAGAAAAGGAGCAAAUCUUAAUGUUACAGAGUGCUGAGUGUGUACCGACCCAAUGUGCCUUAGAAAGAAUCAAAGAGGAAAAACAGACUGUCCUCCAUUUUUGACACUCUAUAGUUCCAUUAGAAUUUUAAGCUCAAUUUUUAUUAAAGAACUAUCCUCCUAAAGUUAACUUGCUUCAAAGGGACCCUGGCAGGUUGUUUUUGUAGAAAUUGGGCCACUUCUGACCAUUUUUGAGUUCUGAAAUCUAAGCAUUGGGGAUCAGCUCUAUUUAAAGGUCUUGGAAUAGCUGACCACCAUGCCUGUUUUUUCCAAUGACUUCUCCUGUUGGAGUACACUGCGGGGUAGAUUAUGGAACCCGUAUGGAAAGACACCAAAGCUUACUAAAUCAUUGUUUUAUCUGGCCAUGACAGUCUAGAGGGUCACUUUCAUUUAACUGUCUCAGCAUUCAUUAACAUAAGUACUUGUUGUAAAUAUUGAUGUCAGUUCAGCCAUGAACCACAGCAAAAAUGAAAUGUACUUCUGGCUCAAGCUUCUUGUUAUGUAAUGAUAAUGGCAUUGUUAUGUCUAAAAUUUUUUCUCAAUCUACAUGUGAUAAAGAAAGGGUAGGACUUUCAAUAAUUUUAUGAUGGCUGCUUCAAACAACGUGUUUUGAAUGAGCUGCUGAGAAAGUAGUUAAUCUCCUUGGGGAGGUGAGUCCUAGCAGACUUAGAAAAAAACCCUGAGCAGCUAUUUCAAGUCAUCUGAACCAGGCCUUUCAUCUAAAAAGAACCAUGACUGUGAUUAUAGGGCAUGCAUCUCCAAUCAUGGAUGAUUAAAAUACUCAAAAAAUAUUUAUUUAUUUACUUACUAAGUUAGUUAUUGGCAAAACAUUUAUUAGUAGAUACACAAGUUUACAGUGCACUGUCUUCAAUCAACACUAAAUACAAGAGGGAGUUUCAGUAUAGGAAGGCCAUGAUAAUGAACUACAUUCUGUUUUAUGUUUUUUCAAAAUUAAAGUUGUUACAUAUUUUUUAAAGGUUCUUAAAAAGGGUGGACCAGUGAUGAAAUAUAAAUGAAACAUGAUAAAAUGUAUGUGGGUUUAUGACAAUGUGGGAUCUGCUCCAAGAAGGCCAAUCUGAAACACAACCACACAACAUAAAGUUAUCAUACAGAAUACUCAAGUGAGUCAAUGUAAAUGAACAGAUCAGGAUUUUUCUUAGCUGCGUUAAAAAUGGAAAACAUGCUAACAAUUAUAUAAUUUAUAACUGGAUUUAAUUAUUUAAACCUAAGAUACAUACGAAUUAAGUUUUUCUUUAUAGCUUCAAGCAAAAACCCUCACAUUUGAUUCAACACAAAUUAAUAUUAAAUAUAUACAAUUGAAAGGAAUAUAAAAGGAGAAGAGAUUUCUGAGAUUUCUUUUCAUUCUGCUUUGCAGUCUAAUAAUCUAUGCCAUCUGCACUGAGUAAGAUACAAACAUGCUUUAAGAUCUGGUGGUUUUCAGGAAAACCUGUUGAUAGCAUGAAUAAACCAUGAACAUGU